Molecule: messenger RNA, 1260 nt
Organism: Naegleria gruberi
Lineage: Eukaryota; Heterolobosea; Eutetramitea; Acrasida; Naegleriidae
Exons: 3
Coding region: 1-1260 (419 amino acids)
Source: RefSeq, a predicted model, not a curated record
AUGUUUGAAGAUUUGAUUGAAUAUCAAGUAACGGAAACGAAUAGUUUCGAACAAGAAGAAAAUAUUGUGAAACAUUGUGAUUUGUACAUUUUGAUUCAUGGCUUGCAUGGAAAACAACAAGAUUUUCACUUUAUUGCACAGAAAUUAAAAGAAUUAUAUAAUGAUGAUUCGAAUAAAGAUUCGGAACAUGCCAUUAUUAUUGAUUGUGCUUGUAAUGAAGGGAAAACAGCUGAUGGCAUUGAAAGUUUGGGAGUGAAUGUAUUGAAGGAAGUUUUGAAAAUUAUUUAUGAAAGAAAGGUUUCGUCUUUACUUUCGAAUGGAAAGAAAUUGAAAUUGAGUAUAAUUGGACAUUCUCUUGGAGGAUUAAUCGGAAGAUAUUUCAUCAAAUUGUUAUACGAUCUACCAAAUAAUGAAAAAUCACAUGAUUUACUCCCAGAAUAUUCGAAACAUUUCGUAGAUGAUAUUUUCCCUCAUUUAGUUCCAUGUAGCUUUACAACAAUUUCAACUCCACAUUUGGGUUCUAGAAGACCAGGAGGUGGAAACUAUUUCGGCUCAGCGUACAGAAUAGCAGCUCAUACUUUUCUUUCAAUUCUUGGAAAAACUGGAAAGGAAUUGAUUUUAAAUGAUGGAAAUUCAAUUGAGGAAUCAUUGCUUUAUAGAAUGAGUUUGCCAGAUUCAGAUUAUGUGAAAGUUUUGAAAAUGUUUCCGUAUAGAACUUUAAUUGCUUCGUGUCAUUUGGAUUCGACUGUUCCAUUUCCAUCGGCUUCGAUUCGAUCAUUUAAUCCAUAUUUGAAUAAUGGUUAUGGUGAAGCUUCGAUGAAAAUUGGAGGGAUUGGUGGGGAUUUUUUGGAUUCUCCAGAAUAUGUCUCGUUACUGAGUGAAUUUUUCACAGCUAAAGGAGAAGGAGAAACUGGACUAAAUGAGCGAAUUGAAACAUUAAGGAAAGCAAGUUGGAAAGGAACCGAAAUUGAACCAUUUGAUGGAAUUUCCAACGACAAACACAAAAGUCUCUGUAGGGAUAAUUAUUUUGAAGUUGAAUUUGAAGUGAAAAUGUUGAAAAACUUGCAAGAUAUCAAAUGGAGAAGAAUUGAUUUGGAUUUCACAGUUUCGUCUUUUUUACAAGCAAGAGAAAUUCACGUUGUGGUUGUCAGAAAAAAGAUGCCGAUUAUUGGAAGUUCUGAAAUGGAUCGUUGUGGAGAGAGAUGUGUUAAUUUGGUUACUUUGCUUUCCAAGUUUGAUUCAGAUCAUUUGUUGAACUAA